GGUAGCGCUCACUCGUAGAAAAGUAAUUACGACGCCAGCAUCGCCAGCAGUUUGAUCCACACGCGUUUCUUCUUUCUUGAAGUUGUUAGUUGAACGACGGUUGAUCGAUCGGUGGCGCAUCAGUUUCCUCCCACCACCCCGAGAUCGUGUAUAGUGUCGUAUACAGGCCACAAGUGGUAACCCUGAACAGAACGGAUUCUCAUAUCGACCGAUCAGUCAGCGAUCGAACAGUUUGUUGGAAAGAGUACAGUUGCUAAUCUCUGCCUUCAUAGCAUUAGCCAGUGUUACUUAGAAAACACAACAGAAACAGUAAAUCGUGAAGUGAGUCGAGAAUCGAAUCGAAAAAAACCUUCGUGCAAAGCAGAAGCAACAGUUUGUUUUCUUGCCAUAUUCAUCAAUGUUAUGGUAAAAAAUUGAAUAACGAUUGUGCAAAUUGGAAGAACCGCGAGAAGCACGAGAGAUAGGUGAGGUGUGUGUACAAUUAGACCGCGUUCGAAUGCAGUGCAGGUUUGGUAACACAUUUCUUUUGAACUCGUUCGCCGCAAAGACCCGUUAAGGCCACCGGAGAUCUAAACCAGAGUGGUGCUUCAGUCCGGCAAUAGCAAACAGUAUUUGUAAUCGGUGCACUUGGCCAACAAAAGUGAAAACAUUUUCCAGUGUUUGGGCAAGUCUGGUAGAAGUGUUUCGGUGAAGCAAACAAAAACGCUUCCAGUACGCAGUCCGAUCAGGAACAAUCGUGCAGCAGUAGUACUAGUAGUGCCAGUACCAGUAGCCGCAGUGAAUUAGACAAGAUCAACACCAUGACGGACGUCGCCCAUGAACUCGGUGCUCUGCGGUUGAUAGUGGACUCACCGCUGUCAUCCAAAGUUGCCCUAUUUAAUGAAAAUGCCAAAAAUCACAUGGCUUCGCAAUUCGCCAAUCCCUUCUCCGAGUCGCAAGGCGUUCGCGGAAUGCAGAGACUGAAGAUCAGCAAAGAGGAGUACGGCAGACCGAAAGCCGGCAGCCUCACCGAGUACCGGGGGAAGAAAGCCAACAUCCAGGUGUACCAGGAGAUGUUGGAGCUCUGCACGGUAAUCAGCGACGAGGGUCAGCCAAUGUCGAAGCAGGACCCGAAGCUGAAGGUGAUUCUUUUCGGCGAUCUGUUCAAUAUCUACACCCACAUCAACGACAAACUGGUCGGAUUGCUGCUGCGGGCUCGCAAGCAUGAACUGAUCCAGUUCGAGGGUGAAGUGUUGUUCCAGCGCCGGGACGAUCACGUGCCAGUGUUUCUGUUGAAACCGAUCGAGGAGAUCCGGGGCAUCCUCGUCGGCAAGCAGACCGAAAUCCGUCGGAGUCUUAGCCCAAACCCUCAGCCGACCGGGUUGCUUUAAAAGGCUCGCACAGGAUCACGAACGGAACGUGAAACCGUAAACACGUGGUUGAGUUUGAAACGGUUCGCUGUGAUUGGAUUGAUUGUCGAGAGUGUGAUUGAGGAAAGCACAAAAAAACUGAGGUGACUGAGGAACGUGAGCAGAUGGACGAUAAAUUCUGAACUGAAAAUCAUUAUAUGUAUAUUUAGAAGAAGUUUUUUUUCGCCUCUCUUUCUGUCGAGAACUCAUCUUUUUUCUGGAUUCGUGAUCGACACCGUUCACGAUCACUAUUUUUGACGCAAUCAAUGGAUCAAUUGAAAGAGACGUUUUUUGUUUUUGUUUUUUGAUUGAUUGAAAGAGCUCGUAAAAAAUCUUGCGAAUUUAAAGACUUUUCGAUUUUGGUUUUUGUCCCUUGUUGUUGUUGUUACCUUUGUUUAGAACGGAGAGCCGGAAGGCUUCUCCAGUGAAUUCCAGAGUAAAAGAUUACUAACACUUAAGCAGUUAGGAGAGCAGAACCAAAAAUAGUCGAUAAGUUUACAAAGUUUUACAAAUCGUACAUAAUUUAUUCGUUUUAGAGCGCUUUCCUUGCCCUCCACAUUAUUGGAAAAACUAUAUAUUUCGUGCAAUAGGUAGAACAUAGGUUGAAUUGUUUCGUUUUUUUUUUUCGUUUGUUUUCAUUAAUUUCGUUUCACCUUCUUCUUCAAGUGCGGUAGUCACAGUAUUAUAUUACUACUUGUACACGAAAAAAAAAAAAACAAACAACAAAAGCUAGAAGAUUAACGCUAAAACGCAAAAACCGGAACUGUGUGAACCCUUGCAUGCUUGCAAGCAAGCAAGACAAACCAAAAUAGACAAACAAUAGAGGCAGAAGUAAAUCAUAGCGAAGAUAAAUCCACACAGGUGCUUGAUAAGAGCAGCCGUGGCGGUGUGUGUGGCGUGGGAAAACUUCAGUACCGCGCAAAAGCGCUAGAUUUUGCGGAAAACUUCCGCUUUGUUGGACGGACGGGUGUUUGGCCGUAAUUGGCGGAAAAGCAAAGCAAAAGUAAACACACGCCAGAUAAAGCGAAACACCGUUCGAUUGGAGUUGUUAGGUAUGUUUGUUGGCUGCGAAAAAAAAGAAGAAAAAAAGUUGAACACUGAGUAGAGUGCAAUUUGGUUAGGCGAGAGGAGGUGAGAGGAGAAGUAAUGUACUAACAUGAGUAUGUUUAUGUUUUUGGAGGGAAAUUCUUUGCCGUAGAGCAGUAAAAACGGUAGUGUAAUUAGUUCGUUAAGUAGAAGAUAAUAAAGAUACUAUCUGUUUACAUUACCAACCAUCAGGAA
Molecule: messenger RNA, 2669 nt
Organism: Wyeomyia smithii (pitcher-plant mosquito)
Lineage: Eukaryota; Metazoa; Arthropoda; Insecta; Diptera; Culicidae
Product: actin-binding Rho-activating protein
Exons: 4
Coding region: 801-1370 (189 amino acids)
Biological process (GO): positive regulation of Rho protein signal transduction
Molecular function (GO): actin binding
Source: RefSeq, a predicted model, not a curated record